Molecule: messenger RNA, 827 nt
Organism: Crotalus tigris (Tiger rattlesnake)
Lineage: Eukaryota; Metazoa; Chordata; Lepidosauria; Squamata; Viperidae
Exons: 3
Coding region: 92-817 (241 amino acids)
Source: RefSeq, a predicted model, not a curated record
UGCGAGACAGAUUCUAUGGUUCAGCUCCGCCUCUCGGGCUGGCCGGCCGAGCUCCCCUGUCUCUGGUGCCGCUCUAGCCUGGGAGAACUCUAUGCGGGGCGUUCGGCGGACUCCCGGCUGGCGGAGAGGCUUCCUUCCCAUGCCCAGCUGGCCAGAGCAGGACCCGGCCAGCCUCCUGCUCUCCGCUGUCUGUCUGCACUCUGCCCUCCUGACCUUCCAGAUCAACCGGGGAGCAUCAGCCUGGUUUCUCCUCCAAGCCCUCCUGGAGACCCUCUCCUUUGGGCCCCGCUGGCGAGGGGCCCGGCCCCCAGACCCCACCUGGUCCUGCACGGUGGUGGGGCUGCCGCUGCUGGCCUUUGCCUUCCACUGGCUGAACGGGGACUACUACACGGCCAACGUCCUCUUGGGAGGUGCCCUGGUGCUGGCUGGCGGCUGGGGCUACUUCACCAAGGAAGGCAAGGCCAUAGUGGUCCAUUCGGUCAUCUCUAUGGUCACCAUUACCAUCUUCAUUGUCUCCGUCUUCACCGGAAGCACCUAUGGGAUGGUGGGCAGUCUCCUGCUGGGGGCAGCCGGCCUGCUGCCAGAAACUGGACUGUGGUCCCUGCCGACCCCAAAGGAGACCGAUGCCCUCCACUGUCUCAUGGCAAGUGCCAACCUGGCCCUGUGCCGGGCUCUCCGAGUGCAGCAUCUAGAACUGGGCAACAGCUAUAGCAGCGGUUCUCAACCUGUGGGUGGGGACCCCAUUUGGGGUCGAACGACCAUUUCACGGAGGUCGCCAAACAACGCAGUCCGCCAUUUUUUUCCCCCUUUUCCUUAGCUGUGCUACU